Molecule: messenger RNA, 2877 nt
Organism: Acipenser ruthenus (sterlet)
Lineage: Eukaryota; Metazoa; Chordata; Actinopteri; Acipenseriformes; Acipenseridae
Exons: 11
Coding region: 432-2501 (689 amino acids)
Source: RefSeq, a predicted model, not a curated record
UUUAAUUAUGUAUGUAUUGAUUUCCUCGCCCAGUUGCUGAAGGCAGCCCCGCGGGUCUCACGCUGUCCGUCCCGGUUUCCCCGGUCGAGGCGCGGCUCCACACCGACGCGCUCCUGCCGUGUUCUUUCACGGGCGGGUCGCCGGACGUCGCCGUGGAGACAGACAGCCUGCGAGUCACCUGGAGACUCAACCGCACUGUUGUGGCUGCGUUCGACGGCGCCGGUAACACCUCUGAGCCGGGGCUCUGGGCCUCGCUGAGCGAAGACGAGCUGAGGCGGGGCAAUGCGUCUCUCCUGCUGGGAAACGUGACUCUGGCAGACCAGGGCUUGUACGUGUGUGAAGUGAAAUACAACGAUAUUGGAGGGAACGGCACCGUUAGACUGAGCCUGAAAGCCUCUCCAAUCGUGUCCAUCAAAUCUCGUCUGGUCUCGAUGGGUAAUGACAGCGCGCUCCUCUGCUCCGCUACUGGUUUCUACCCAGCGGGGAUCACCUUCUCCUGGUUCCGGGAGUCCAUCCGAGUGGCGUCUCCCAGUACGGGACCAGUUCAGCAGAGCUCCGAGGACGGCACUUUCAGUUCCACCAGUACGUACCAGUUCAUUCCAACCAGUCAGGACCAGAACGCCACCUUCAGCUGUGUGGUGAAUCAGAACGCAACGGAGCCAGCGAUCAGAGAGGACUUCACCCUGAGAAUCAGAAAGCAGCCGGUGGUCCGAGUAUCCCCCCUCACUCUGGUUCAAGACAGACCCCAGACUCUGCGCUGCGAGAUUGAUGGAUAUUACCCAGAAGACAUUGCGGUGAGCUGGGUGAUCGGAGGGGAGGAGUUUGGUGUGGAGGGGGCGGCGCCUAACCCCGACGGGACGUUCCGCAGGUUCGAGUAUCGCACCCUGACCCCCUCCGAGCGGGACAGGGGGGCGGCCGUGACCUGCAGGGUCAGACAAGAGGGGUUUGAGCAAGCGGUGAGCCAGGAGAUUCACAUCAAGCUGCAAGACGACACUAACCUGCCUGUAGCUGCAAAGGCGGCAGUGGCAGUGAUGGGAAUAUCUCUCAUGCUGGCCUCCCUGCUGGGUCUUGGCAUCUGGUGGAGCAACAGAGACAAGAGGAACAAGGGGCUGACAGUGUCGGGGGUGAUCCAGCCAGCGAGGGUUGUGGUCGGGAGGAAAGCCAUGCUCUCCUGUUCAGUGGAGGGGAGGCAUCUCCAAAACGUCAGGGUCGAGUGGUCUGUCAACGGCAAGACGAUCUGGGACAGCCCGCUCUCCCUGCCACCCCCCUCGCGGUCCCAGGACCACCAGCUCACCCCCCUGCUCACCACCGCCACCCCCAGGGCCACUAAACCCCGGGAGUACAAAAUCAAAACUCAGGGCCCUUUCCAGGUGAAAUCGGGCAAGGAGUCAGUGCUUUUCUCUCACCUCAGCUUCGUGCCGAAUCUCACUGACCACAAGGGGGCGGUGUUCAGGUGCCAGGUGUCUUACUGGGGGAAGGAGAAAGUCAUUGAGAAAAGUUCGGGCAGGCUUUUGUUGUUAGCUGAACCCACAGUCUCGGAGAUCAGAGACCUCUCUGCUGUCAGUAACCCCGAGAUUCUGCUGUCUGUCGAAGCCCGGCAUUUCCACCCCAAAAACAUUGUGUUCCGCUGGUCGUGCGGGGAGCAGGACGAUCUAAUCCCUGCCCCGGCCAGCACAGAGGUCUCCCCCAGCCAGGAGGACGAGGGUUACUACAACGCAGGGAGCGUGUGUCGAAUACAGAGGGGCAGGUUGGGAGACCCAGGGUUCAGAGUGCGUGUGAUCAUAGAUCACCUGUCUUUGAAGGAGCCAAUGAGGAGGGAGGUGACGUCACAGACACCGGGGAUUGGCGGGCGCCCGUUCAUGUCUGAGAUAGCCGCCCCAAGAGUGCAGCUGGGCCAGGCAUUCACUCUCAGUGUCAGGGUGUCUGGGUUCGACCCCCCAGACCUCACUGUGAGCUGGCUGCGGAGAGGCAGGGAGCCCCCUGGGGAGGAGAGAGAGCUGGGGGACGGGCUGCUCACCUGGGGGCCCUUCGAGGACGAGACAAGCAGGUUUCACUUGGAGAGCCAGGUGUCAUUCACCCCACACUCUAUAGCCGAUGUAGAGGAUUACAGUUUUGUGUGCCGUGUCUCACAUCCGAACCUGAGCGAGCCCAUUGAGAGGUGCGUUGGACCCCUGAGCAUCACAGCUGCCCCUGUGAUCUCUGAGAUCCGGAAGUCUGGAGAAGAAGGUGAAGGAGGGCGGGAGCAAAUCUUUACUCUGCUUCUUGAGAAGUGCUACCCCAGACAGGGCUGCGUUACCUGGGCUCUGCCAGCAGGGGGAGGCCUGGAGAGUCUGCCCUCGGAACUGCAGACUGGCAGCUGCCAUGACGACGGAACCUACACCCUCAUCAGCUCCUGCAGGGUCCCGGAGGAGAGGGGGAGGAGCCAGGAGGGGCUGAGAGCUCAGAUCAAACACCCUGCACUGGGGAGAGCGCAGUAUAGAGACUGGAGAGCCUCCUGUUGAUUGAAUCACUCCGAGACAGAAGAAACAGCUUUCUCAUUUUUUUGUAAAUUAUUAUCCUCAACAGUUUUGUACAUUUUAUCAGAGUCUGUCUGUAUUGUAUAUAUACCCCAUAGCACUCGUCAGGGUGUAAGUGUGUGCUACAUAUUGUAUUGUCAUGGCAGGGGUUCCCAAUUUUCUGUCCACCCCAUUUUUUUUGUCUUAUGAAUCAGUAUCACGCUACCUCAGGUAUUAUUGAGCCCUUGAUAACAGAUCAAUGGUCCUGUAUUUUCAGCAUGUUAACUGAAUCAUUACAAACAUAAUAUAUGAAUUAUUACACUGCUGUUCCAUUUGUUUGUGUAUUAUUUAUGAUUUGAUUAAAGUAUGAUUUUAAAAAAAA